CUGGCGCUGGGAGCCGUGUGGGGCGCCGCCGGAACUGCAGAGGUGACCUCGGCCCCGCGCUCCAGCGACGGACGUGGCCGUGGACGCCGCGGCCUCCGAGUACCGGAAGGGCCGGGCCUGUGCGCUCCUGGGAGCCGUGGACCGGCGGCGAGCGCGGCGGGAGGGGUUACGAGCGGGUCUGGUUUCCGUUUUCCUCUGUCUCGUCCCGAAAACCGGAAGGUGUAGGGGCAGAGCGACGGGCCGACCUACCCACUCUGUCCCUCAUGAGUAUGGCCACAAGGGUGCCCAUUCCUCCCUGGGCCGCACCCCUUAAAGCGGUUUUAGGGUACGCCUGUAUGGACCCAUCUCCCAAAAUCCUCAAUUCAGUGAUGCAGAUCCUUUCAGGGUGCCUAAAAGCCACAGCCCAGCUUCCAGAUGCAGCCUGAACCCAGCCGGUGUGAAGAGGAGCCCCCUUCCCUCUUGUGGGGUUUGGAUCCUGUGUUUCUAGCCUUCGCAAAAUUCUACAUCAGGGAUAUCCUGGACUUGAAGGAGUCCUGCCAGGUACCAGGUAUAUUUUUUUACAAUGGGCAUCCAAUAAAACAGGUAGAUAUCCUGGGAACUGUAAUUGGAGUGAGAGAAAGAGAUGCUUUCUACAGUUAUGGAGUGGAUGAUAGCACUGGAGUUAUAAACUGCAUCUGUUGGAAAAAGUUGGACAAUACUGAGCCUUCGUCAGCUGCUCCAAGUGCAAGAGAGCUGAGCUUAACCUCCCAGCUUAUGAAGGUGCAAGAGACCAUCGAGCAGAGAACAAAGAUAGAAAUUGGAGACAUUAUCCGGAUCAGAGGUUAUAUCCGCACAUACAGAGAAGAGCGAGAAAUUCAUGCAACUGCUUAUUAUAAAGUAGACGAUCCAGUGUGCAGCAUUCAGAUUGCAAGGCUGCUUGAGCUGCCCAGCAUCUACCGGAAGAUUUAUGACCGGCCUUUCAGCAGCCCAGCCCUAGAGAAAAAACAGGCACUAAGCAGUCAUCCAGGUGCCUUGGAUCUUGCCAGUCUUACGUGUUUGCUGAGUGAGAAAGCCAAAGAAUUCCUUGUGGAGAACAAAGUACAAACAUUUUACCAGCAGGAAUUGGAAAUGGUGGAGUCACUGCUGUCAAUUGCCAGUCAGCCUGUGAUUCACAGUACCUGCUCUGAACUAGCAGAUCUUAAGAAUGACACCACUUCCAAGGCAAUUCAUAAUAUAUUUAAGAAUGCUAUACAGCUGCUGCAGGAUAAAGGACUUGUUUUCCAGAAAGAUGGUGGUUUUGAUAACCUAUAUUACGUAACCAGAGAAGACAAAGAACUGCACAGAAAGAUCCACCGAAUCAUUCAGGAAGAUUGCCAGAAGCCAAAUCAUGUGGAGAAGGGCUGCCACUUCCUGCACAUCUUGGCCUGUGCACGCCUGAGUCUCAGCCCCAGCCUGAGUGAAACUGUGCUGCAGCAGGUUCUGGAUGUCCUGGAGGACCAGAGUGACAUCGUCAGCACUAUGGAGCACUACUACAUAGCUUUCUGAGCAGAGGCCAGCACAUGGCACAGGGCUGAGCCGGGCCGAGGAGGAGAAAGACCAGGGGAUGGUCAUUCCCAGGCUCUGAUUUUAAGCAUCAUGUGGAAGCUUAUAGGUUUGGAGGCAGUUAGCUCUUCAUGAACUAUGCAGUAUGGCCAUUUGAGGAAUGGAAUUUGGCAGAAGUGCUGUAGUCUGCCUUCUACCGGCUGUGUCCUUGGGAUAAAAUAAUUCUUUUUUCAGCCACAACAUGCAAGAAAACUCUCCUUGUUGACUUCCUGACUGGAGUGGAUAACGCUGUUGGAGCAGAAGGGGAAGAAACAGUAUCAGUGGCUAAAUCAGUGCGUGUAUGUGUGUUUUGAGGCUCUGUCAUGGUAAAGGGACAUCACAUGGUAAAGCCCAGGUACGGCGGGAACUGAAGAGCACACAGCCAGAUCACACAUCUAAAACUUUUUAAAAGUUCAGACGAUCAGGUGCAUUCUUGGGGGUCUCUCGUAAGGGUUAAGAAUCCAGUGUAGGGGACUAGGUCUCCCAGAUGGGUAUUGCUGACCUCUGAUUUCUGAGGGUCAAGCACCAAUAGUGGGUCUUGAGUCCUGCAUUGAAUUCUGUUUACAGACCUACCUGAGAUGGGAGUAAGUGGAUCCAAGGCAUGAAUCUGUCAUUUUCCUUAUGAAUCAAAAGAUGCCUCAGUACAUUUCCCUGCACUUGAAGACAGAUGUGACUAAAUACAUUGUCCCUUAGUGCCCUGGAGUUCCCAGAGGCUGUCAGCCAGUUGCCUGGCGGCUGUAGAUGUUAUUUUCAGGGUUACCAUUGAAUAUACAGGACAUCCUGACACCAUCCAGACAGACUCUGUAUGUGCCCAGACAGGUGAUGGAGUCAUGCUUUUGCUCAGAAUCACAAGGUAAGGGGAAAAAAAUCUGAGGUAUGUAGUAGGCUUGUUCUAACAGCAAAAUGACAAAUCCAGCCAGCAAAAAUAAAGUGUGGAGAAAGAUUUGGAGUUAAUUACAGUCAUUUCACAAAAGGCACAUCUGCCUUCAUCUGCUAAUUUUUAGACAAUUGAAUAAGCUCUCAGUGGCUCUGCUUGAAAGCCUACAGGCCUAGAGAGUUGUUCUGCUCUGCGUGGAAAUGGAUUGGUUUUCACGCUCAGAAGUCAGCUGCAGCUCCAUAUAUCAGGCUUCCUGUCAUGGGCUCUUCUGACUUGACGCAAACCUCUGCCCUGGAUCUGACAGUGAUUACCCAGAUGGCUGCCCUGUAUCCUCCCUGUCUUCAGAAGGGUCCCUAUAGAAUUGGGUAUACCUGGAAUGACAUCCCAGCAGUUCUUCCUUGAGGUCAGCAGCUCUUCCAUCUUGAAUAGAUCUUGGAUUAUUGGGGCUGUCCAGGAAGAAGUCUUGACUCAGAACAUGAAAAGGGCAUAUCCUUCACACAGCAAACCAGCUUAUAGGGUUUAUACCAAGUAAAUGAUCACACAGGUGUGAAAGGGUGAAUACAGAAUACACAGAUGCCAACUGCCAUACAAUUCCAAAUUCUAUAAUUGGGGGAAAUAUUUAUGGUGAAAAAUUAACUGGAUAAAACUAGGGACAGCUUCUGGACAAGCGCACAUUAACACCAUGCUCACAAAUACAUUUGAGAAAUGCUGUAUAAAUAUAUACAUCAAACAGAUUAUUGGAACCACCAAAGUGAUACACUUGUUACCUCUGAAAGGUGAGAGAUCAGAUGCUUUUAACUACAUGCCUAUACUUGGAUGUUAUUACAGUUAGCAAGUGUCAUUUCUACAAAAAUCAUCAAGCUGUUUUUCACUCCCCACCCCAUGCUCACAUAAUCUGAAUUAAGAAUAAGAUGGACCUUAUAUCCCCAGCAGCAUAAGAACUCUGAGAAGAUGAAGGAAGCUCUUGGAAACUUCUUUGGGGCUAACCACAGUUGGGUCACAGGUCAUAUCGACGAGCCACCAAGAGCUUCUUCCCCUGAAGUGGAGGGAGACUGAGCAACACUCCAGCUCCCUUGGUGUGCACCCAUUUCUGGAAGCAUGAACACUGCAUGUAGUAUGAAGGCGAGAAGACAAAUAGUGCUUCUGUCUGGUCAAGGAUUUGUUUAAAGAUACUUGAUUAUCCCCAUCUGGUAAGCUACCAGUGCUUCUCAUCCUUUAAAGACACCUCUUUGUAAUUAUUUCUCCCUCUGAUAGUGUGCCAAGACACUGGUCGAGAGAAAGCCAAAUGAAAAGAAUCUAUUCAGGGCUGAGGAACCCAAGACUGGGUGCCAGGUAUUGAAACCAAGCAAACUUGUAAUUUUCCACUGGAGGAAACAUCCAGACUUACCAGUGUGGUUUCUGCUCUAAAAGUGGCCUUUACAGCAGUUGUCCCAAAGAAGCAUCUUAGUGUUUCCUCACCAAGUUACAUAAAGCAUAUGGGCAGAUGCAGGAAGACCAUGAUAAGGUUUGCUGGAGAACACAGCAGCAGCCACUGGAAAGUGAAUCUCCAAAGACAUCUUUCAGCUUUUAGUACAUACAACCUCAUUCUUUAAAAGAAUUUUAAUGACAAAAAGUACAAAGUGGGGAAAUGGUCUACCACUUCCAGAUAUUCUGUAUUUUUUUAGAUCAUAUAUAUGUUAUUAGAACAAUAACAUGUUAAUAUUUUGUCUGUGCUUCUAGAAAAAAAUACGUCAGCAUUUAUAUGCAUCCAUAU
Manis pentadactyla (Chinese pangolin) is the source of this 4190-nucleotide messenger RNA. It is a transcript of the gene STN1, whose product is annotated as STN1 subunit of CST complex. The coding region runs from base 415 to 1524 and encodes 369 amino acids. Lineage: Eukaryota; Metazoa; Chordata; Mammalia; Pholidota; Manidae. Gene Ontology annotation, cellular component: CST complex; site of double-strand break; chromosome, telomeric region. Gene Ontology annotation, molecular function: single-stranded telomeric DNA binding. The record is from RefSeq and is a predicted model, not a curated record. The transcript has 10 exons. Gene Ontology annotation, biological process: telomere capping; double-strand break repair via homologous recombination; DNA replication.